GUGAAAAGACCAUUCUACCCUCAGUUCUUCUCCUUAUUUCCAUCCGAAUACCCCUUCAGAUUCCCCCAUACCCAACCGUCAAAAGAUCCUCUUCUUCUCUUCUUCCCCGCCAUUGCUAGCUCCCAUCCUCGAGCUCAAGGUUCUUGGAUGGGGAUCGAGUGAUGGAUGAUGGGAUGGAAGAGGGGGAGGGCGAGAGUUCCUCUCCGCCCAAGGGUUUUGGUGGUCAUGCUGCCCACGAUGUCCAUGAUAUUAAGGAUGAGAUCUUCUUCAAACUCGUGGAAAUGGGGCAUGAAGAGGUUGCCUCCAAUCCUGACCUCAGAGAUCAUCUUGACGCCCAUUUCAACCGGCUGCCGCCGAGUUAUCAGUUGGAUGUGAAUCUUGAUAAAGCUGAAGAUGUGUUGUUGCAUCGAAGGAUUCUAACAGAGGCUAAAGACCCGGAUAAGCGCCCGGUGUUCCAUGUUCGUUUCAUGAAGCUUGAUGACUCAAAUCUGGACCCAAGAAAGAGCGCAGAAGAAAUUGAAGAUGGAAGCUAUCUCACAGAGGCUCUUUCCGUUAGACGGGACAGCAUAUACAUCCCAAUCCAUGAGAUAAUAUUUUCUACUCUCGACAAGCCAAAGCUUCUUAGCCAGUUAUCUGCCCUGCUGUCUGAUCUUGGGCUGAACAUCCGUGAAGCUCAUGUAUUUUCAACAACUGAUGGCUAUUCCUUGGAUGUGUUUGUUGUCGACGGAUGGCCUGUUGAGGAUGCAGAUGGUUUGCAAAAGGAAAUUGAGAUUGCAAUUGUUAACUAUGAGGGGUCUUUGUGUGGCUCAACUCAUUCAUCUGGCACAGAGAAGAUACUAGCAGUGCAACCAAAAAUUGGUGAAUGGGAAAUUGAUAGAAGGUUGUUGAAAAUGGGAGAGAAUAUCGCAUCUGGAUCUAGUGGAGAUUUGUUUCGUGGAAGUUACAUGGGCGAGGAGGUUGCUAUAAAAGUUCUUAGAUCUGAGCAUCUUAAUGAGGCCAUCAGGGUGGAGUUUGCUCAAGAAAUAUUGAUCUUAAGUGAAGUACAGCACAGGAAUGUUGUUCGUUUUAUUGGGGCCUCUGCAAAGCCUCCACAAUUUUGUAUAGUAACAGAAUACAUGUCUGGAGGAAGUCUACAUGAUUUUUUGCACAAGGUUAACAAUGUUCUGGAGCUCCCUUUGAUACUUAAGUUUGCACUUGAUGUUUGCCAAGGGAUGAAUUAUUUGCACCAAAACAACAUUAUUCAUAGAGAUUUGAAGACCGCUAACCUGCUGAUGGACAAAAACCAUGUUGUGAAAGUGGCAGACUUUGGUGUAGCGCGGUUCCAAAAUGAGCAGGGGAUCAUGACAGCAGAAACCGGAACAUACAGAUGGAUGGCACCUGAGAUUAUUAAUCAUCUGCCAUACGAUCAGAAAGCUGAUGUGUUUAGUUUUGCGAUUGUCCUCUGGGAGUUAACGACAUCAAAGAUCCCAUAUGAAGAUUUGACACCCUUACAAGCUGCUCUGGGAGUGAGACAGGGAGUGCGCCCAGAACUUUCGGAGAAUGCACAUCCAGUGCUGGUAGACUUGAUGAAGAGAUGUUGGGAGGCAGAUCCAGUGAAACGACCCAGCUUUGCAGAGAUAAUUGUUGAACUCGAGGAACUUCUGAAACAGGUGACUGAGGAAAGAGGUCAAGUUGAGCGAAAUGAAGCGGAGGAACUGUAGCAAUAACUUGUCCAUAGACUCACCAAGGAUAUUGAAUUGUGCAUUAUUGGCUAAGAUUACUAGCGAUGGAUUUUUAGCUGUUGAAUGUGUCAUUGUAUCAAUUUUUUCCAUUUUUGGUCUUUGGAUAUUGUAAAAGUUGCAAUGUGUUGGUCAAGCAGAGCUUGUAAAAGUUGCAAUCUGUUGGUCAAGCAGAGCAAAGGGAAAGGAUAGAAAUUCAAGGAGUAUACCGAUGCCAAGAGGUAUAAAAGAUGUUGAUGGGUGGUACACUACACUGUAAAAUUUCCCUUUGGCUUAGAAAGAGAUUUCCUCCCAGAAUUAUGUUGCACAUUCAUCAUAUGCUGUUCUUCUGAUAUUGUAAAUUGGUUGCAUUUUCUACCAACAGCCUCUUGUUCUCAUUUGUUUU
Dioscorea cayenensis subsp. rotundata (Guinea yam) is the source of this 2103-nucleotide messenger RNA. RefSeq names its product serine/threonine-protein kinase STY46-like. Lineage: Eukaryota; Viridiplantae; Streptophyta; Magnoliopsida; Dioscoreales; Dioscoreaceae. The record is from RefSeq and is a predicted model, not a curated record. Bases 162 to 1700 code for a protein of 512 amino acids. The transcript is spliced from 15 exons. Gene Ontology annotation, biological process: protein phosphorylation. Gene Ontology annotation, molecular function: ATP binding; protein kinase activity.